AUGCUAGACCCCCCUCGCUUCCCGUUUUCUCUGGAGACACAGGAGGCGAUGCGAAGGUUCAGAGCACAAAGGAAGAAGAUAAGGGACCUGUGCUAUCUGGAGGUUGACGCCAAGACUAGAUUUUGGAAUGUGCAUCACCAGUACCUGCAUGUAGCAAAUAAGGUGGUCAAUAAAAUUGACAAGAAUAUCAACGAUUUGUUAGAAAGAAUCUUCCCUGGUGAUGUAGCAUUGGUACUGGAUGGUGGGCCUCCCCCAAGUGGCUCAGAUGGUGGAGGAGACACCAGCCGUCAACAGGAAAGCUGGGAGACUCUUGCGGAACAGGUGGAACGCCUCAUCAGCGCGAGAACCAGGCUGGCUGAGACGACAAAUGAAUUUGAAGGAAAGCUGAAAGAAUCCUUGACUUUGGAGCUAUCAUCAGUUGGCCAUGAAUUAGAAAAGAUGGUGAAGCGUGUUGCCACAGAGGAAAUAGGAGAGACGAGGCAGACUUUUGAGCAGAGAAGAGUAGAUGACCAGUUUGUGGAAGAGUUCAUGGAAAUUACAAGGCGCCAGUUCGAAAGAGACCAGGCGGAAAAGCUCCAGCUUUUGGAGAACCAGAAGAUGAUGAUUCAUAAGAUUCUAGAAGAUGACAAGACAAAGUUGCAUAAUCUUUGCAGUACACACAUAAGCAACUUGAACAGUGUUGCUUCUGUACCAGAUGCUAUACAACUAGUCAAUACCCUGGUGAAUUCAUUAGAAAAGACACUCUCAGAGGAGGUGUCAUGGGUUGAGCAGCAGUACAAAGAGCUCCUGGAGCAAUACGCCUAUGAGCAGAAACUCGUCAGAGAGACCUACUUCCAAACCUUGGUGGAACUGAAACUCAGGCUGGAUACUUUGUUGGUUGAGAGUAACAAGCAGAAGGAGGCUGGACCCUCUGACAUGUCAUCCCUUGGUGCUGAAAUGGUAAAGAUGAAGGAAGAACAUGCCGCAGAAGUAGCCCGCCUUGAGAACCAGCUGGCGGCACGGGAUAACGAAGCCCUGAUGGCCUUAGAUGACGAGGUGGAUCAGCUUCGCGCUCAGAUUGACCGCGAUCUAAGCAUUAGGUCUGACAUCUCUCGCACAUUGUGUUCUGAGCUUGAGAACAUCAAGAUUCAGGUCACACAGCUGGAAGAUGCACAUGUGAACCUCAACAAGAUUAUAGAACCAGGAAUUGAUGUAAACUCUCUCCCAUUCCAGCGGCAUCUACAGUCUCUGUAUAGUGACAGGGAUUGGUACAAGAAAACUGUAGGUCUCCUUUCUCAUGUGACACUACAGUUGCUGCACUACUACAGUGUGGCUGAGAAUUACACACACAAGUCCCAUGCUGCUCCUACUCAUGAUUCCAUCCAGUACCAAGAGGUAAUGCCGGGCAAGGUCUUGGAUCUGUCUUUCCUGUCAGACUGCGUGCAUGAUGAGAACGAUGCCAACCAGUAUACUACAUUCCCUGAGGAUAGUGCUGUGUCGACUGGCCUCAUUGGGAAGACAGUUGAAGCGGAUCAUGGUGAAGAGGCAGAACUGGGAAGCAAUGCAGAGUCAAUGCUUGAUAGCACAGCAAUGAGCGAAGGGAUGCUGGAUGACAUGGACAAGGAUGAGCAAGUCCGCCAAAUCCUCACAAAGUCCUAUCCGCAGCUGAUGUCCAUCCUGAAGGGGCGUUGGGAUCGUGUCAUGGUGGAUCAUCUGGAAAAAGAGGUCCAAGAACUGACCAUCUCUCUUCAGGCAUCAGCAGGGAUGCUGAAGAUUUUUAUGCAUUCAGUGACUGAGAAUCAAGACCUCUCCUCGCACACCAUCAGGGAUGAAAGUAGGAUUGACAAUGCAAAGGAAAGCUCUCUUGAACUCACACAGCAUCAUAUGGAUGAGUCUCCUGAUCGUUCAGGGCAGCCCGGAUCAAGUAGACAGGGUGAUGAAAGUGGUGAUCAGCUAUGUGGAGACACAGAGGAAUCCUUACCAGAUACAGAAAGAGCAAGGCAGCUCGCAAAGUCGCAACUAACUAGUCAUUAUAGUUCAAAGUAUCCUGAGGACUUCUCUCAGAGUCUUACUCAGUUACUGUGCCAUGAUGAUUCCUUCCUAAACUUGACCAAACUGAAACCCCAGGACCUGGGCGAUGAAGACAAGCUGAAGCGGGCAAUUGUGCAACUUUGCCGAAAUGCAGAAGCUACAGAUAACCUUCAACUGAAGCUCCAUCAUCUUGAUGGCCUCUUGAAGGGGUGCGAACAGGAGAAAAUUGUGUUGGAAGAAGAAAUUGAGCAUCUCAAUCACUGUAACAAGAAUCUUGCAAUUGAACUCCAGACUGCUAAAGAUCAGCUUGAGGAGUUUGAAUUAGUCCAACAAGGCAAAGGUGGAGCAGGUACAACCCAGUAUGCAGCCAGAAUGGAAGCUUCUAAAGAUAUUAAAGAGAGAGUCCGAGCACUCCUGUCUGCCAAGAACAAGUCCUUGAUGAACCACACAGAAUUGAUAUCUCGCAUUGGGGACCUCGAGGGGAUGCUUGAGGCCCUAGUGAGAGAGAGUGAUGCAGUUACUGAGACACUAAAGGCCCAGGUGUCAGAUCUGUCACAGCAGCUGGAAGUAGCAGACCGUCAGCUUCGAUCCUCUCGCCAAUUUCUGGAGGAACACGCCAGUGAACGUGACCAGGAGGUGGAGGAUCUCAUCCAAGCAAAGGAAAAAUUACAAGUUCAGCUGCGAGAAAGGGAUGCUGUCAUCACACAGCACGCAAACCUAGAAAAGGAGGUGGAGAAUUUAGAACGAGAUUUACGAGAAAAAUCACAGGAACUUCAGGAUGCUCUUGCCCUAAAAGAGGAAUUGCUAGCCGAGAACAAGACUGCCGUGGAUAAGAUCUGGGACCUUCGUGAUAUCAUACAGUCCCUGGAAUCCCAGCUGGAUGCCAAAUGCGUGCAAGAGCUGGAGGUAAACACCCAGGUUGAGUCCCUAAAAUCAACCCUUGCGCAGGCACAGCGUCACUCCUUGGAUCUCACUCAGCAGCUUGAAGAGGUGCAGUGUGCAAGAGGUGAGGAAAGUACUGGGUAUGGAGAGCAUGUGUCCACGCGCCUCUCUCGCAUCGGUGCCCCAGAGGAAGAAGAGAAUGAGGCCCAGCAUGCGAGCUCCUCCUUGUUCCAAGAGCUGACUCAGGAGGGUGGGCUGGCCACUCAGAAUGCCAAUGGACAAACUUUGCUUCAGGUGAUUGAAGACAGGUUGGAUAGAACCACAAGAGGACUUGAGGCUCUGCAGCUAUCCAUCUCCUCAGCCUCUCAGUCCGAGGAAGAUUUGUCUGUCAAAGAUCACCUGGAAAUCCCAUCUUUACGUGAACUGGAGAGCAGCCGAGCCUUGUCUCCAUCCACUCUGGACAGACGAUUAGAAGAUAAGUUGAUGAUGCUGGAGCGCACCACAGAAGCAGCAGUGAAGCGCACACGGGACCUGGAGAUGACUGUCAAAAAUCUGAGGCUGGAUCUAGAUGAGGCAAUAAUAGAGCGAGAUGCCCUCCAAGAGCGGUCGAGUGAGCAGCUUGUUCAAAUCUCAAGCCUGGAAGCACGGCUGGAUGAGCUCAGGAGGUCAGACCAUCCCAUGGCUGCUGAGAUGAGACAGCGAUUUACUCUGGUUCAAGAGGACUUGGAGAAGAAGAGGAAUGAAUUAGCAAUAAAAGGGAGAGAGGUUGAGGAGCUACGAUUCAACUUGAACGACCUCAGAGGAAAAUUGUUGUCCCGUGAAGAUGAGCUGCAACGACUGCUGUCUGUUUCACAGCCUCACAGUCUGCCUCAGUCAUCAGCUGAACAGCUCCUGGCCAAACACCAACAGCUGGAGGAUGAGCUUAAAGCAAAAUCUGAUGUGAUUGAAAAAUUAAAGAAUGAAUUGUCUGAUGCAGCCAAAGGAAGUGGAAUGCCUUCUGUGCUUUCGUAUCGUCUUUUUGAUGACAAAAAUGCUGAAAUUGACAACUUGGUUCAUCGUCUGGAGGAUGUGAAGGCCAGAGUUAAAGAAGUGGCUUUACAACUGUUGCAAAAUGGAAGUGUAGAGGAAGCAGUGAACAUGCUAAAAAGAAUUGCCUCUGAUGGGAAGUUCCAUGAGAGUCUGGAUAGUACCUACAACACACACAGCCUGGAAGUGUUGAGGAGAGAUCCAGUUGAGGUUUCUCCAAACUUGACUCCAGUUAUGGUACCAAACUCCAAGGAAAAAUCCUCAGUGUUGAUCAUGCCCACAAGCCAAGAAGAGGACACAAUUACCACGCAGUCAUCCCAAGACCUAUCGUUAAUGUCAGUACAACCAGAUGUCCUGAAGGUUCCAGAUAAUCUUGUCCAUGAGGCAUUAUCAGCUUCAACAGAGUUGAAACAGGUGUUAGAUGAGGUGAUUCAAGGAGGGGAUAAAGAAACUGCUGGUGCUUCUGAAAAUGAAGUGGAAAUGGGAACAUCUGAGGCAUCACUGGCAGCACAUUCUCAAGCAGAAGAAGAGUCUCUUGAUGUCACAAAAAGAAUGGUUGAUUCAUCUCAGGAGGGAAUUGAACCCAGGCAUGGAAAGCCUUCACCUCCAGAGCAGACAGCUACAUGUGGAGAAAUUACACUUACCCGAGAAGACUAUGAAAACCUCUGUUCUGCUAGUGAUGAAGUUACUGUCCUUAGAGUUGAAAUUGACCUUUUGCAGAAGGAGAUAAUCAGCUUAAAUGACUACCAGAAAAAACUGGAGGAUGACUAUAGAAUAGCUCAAGAUUUGUUAGAGGCACGUGAGGCAGAAAUCACACAGCUGUCAGAGGAAAUUGAGGAUGUUGUACCACAGCCAUUGCCCUCAGAGACAAUCCAGCUGCAAGAUAGAUGCUUCAGACUGGAAGAGCAGCUGUUGGAGCUACAAGGCAAGUUGGAAAACAUAGAAACCGAUUAUGAAGAAGAAAGAAAAUGCCAUCAAGAGUCUGAGGAGAAGUUAAUGGAAUAUGGAAAGGAAAGAGAUAGGCUCAAAGAAACCAUCAGAGAAGGCUCUGAAAAGCUGAAGAAUAUGGAAAUGGAAUUAAGAAUGACUAAACAUAGUUUAGAGGAGAAAACAGACCAGUUACAACAGUUAAAACAAAAGUACGCUGAACAGGCAGUUGUACUUCGCUAUAAAGAAGAGGAACUACUUAAAAUGAACACACAAGUGGACCAAAUACAGGUGGAGAUGAAAGAAAAGUUGUCUCAUGCCAACAGAGAACUCUCAAAGAUGGAGCAACAAUAUCAGCGAGAGAUAUUAGAUGUGAAAGAAGAGCAGAUUGUUAGGGAAAAGCAAUUAUGUAGUGACUAUGAGGAACGCAUGGCUGAUCAGGUGAGUGAUUUAACCAAACUGGUACGGGACAAAGAAGAGACGAUAUCCAGGAUUCGCCUGUAUUACGAGUCUGAACUGAAGGAGGCAGUUGCACAAAAGGACCAAGCGUUACGAAAGGCUUGCGAAUGGCGGGAGAAACUGAGAGUGGAAGAAGCAGGCGAACAGAGCAGGGAUAUUAAUCGUUUGUGUGAUUCCCUUGAAGAGCUGAAGGCAGGUGUAGCCCAGGAGGUUAACAAGUCAGACCAGCUGGAUACAUCUCUGGUCACUUACCUGAAGCAGGGGCAGGAUAGGGAGAAUGCAGGUCAUUCAAACAGAGCCUCUAGCACCUUCAGUGAUAUCAGCGAGGGGGAUGAGACUGGGGAUGUUGUCAACAAGGUCCAGAAACUUAUGGCGAAGGUUCAUCAAGAAGGUGUCCAGGUACUGACUUUGAUCGAGCUAAUGUUCCUCCAGAAGCACCAGUCACACCUAAAUACCACACAAAAGUCUCUCAUUAGUCAGACUGGCUUACUGGGGCUUGAAUCCCUUGACAACUCUAGUGUUGCUUCAAGAGAAGUGUCACCAAAAUCUGGGCCUAGUGGCAUAGAUGCACUCGGCAACAGAGAAAGAACACAGCUACUUCGUCGCAUGGCGAGUCUGGAGGAGGAGCUUGGCAAGAAGGAGAGAGAGAUGAAGGAGAAAGUUGAACAGCUAGAAUUCCGCCUGGAACAAGAAGAGAUAGCAGCAGAUGAACUGAAAUUGAAUUCUGAAGCUGAUAAAAGAAGAAUAGAGAAGUUGAGCGAGCAGUUGCAUCAGGAAAGACUGUCAGGGGCGGAUCAGAUCUCAGAAAUAACAUUUUUACGAUCUCAACACACUGCCCUGCAGAUACAACUACAAAAAGUGCAGGAGGAAAGGAAUCAUAUAAGAGAAAGCUUGGAUAGCACUCAGAAACAGAUUGAGACUCUGAGAGCAGACCUGCAAGCAGAGCGCAGUAAUUUCAGCAAUGUUUCAAAAGUACUUAAUCAGCAGCGUCGUUUGUCUUCCACCACCAAGAAUCAGCAGAAUCAAGUCAUCAUGGACCUGCGGGAAACUUUAGAGAAGGAACGAGAGAAGAUCCUAAUGCUCCGUGCUCAGCUGAAUGAAGCUGUAAACAAACAAACAAGUGUAAAAUCAGGCACAGGCAGGGCUUCAGCGCGAGCUAGAAACACAGAUAUUUUGGAGAGUCACAUCAGGUCCCCAAGUGAAGAUGUUAAGGUGCAGCUAGUUAUUGAACAAGAAAGAGUUGCUGAAUUGCAAAGAUCACAUGAUAAGGAAGUCAUGAAAGUUCAAAACCUGACAGAACAGUUAAGGAUUGAGAGAUCCUCCUCAAAGGCUCUGUUGAUGGAGGAGCAAGCAAAAAAUUCAGAGUAUACCAAACUGAUCAGAAACUUGGAAGGAGACAGAGACAAGCUCAAGAGACAGAUCUCCAGUGAUCGCGAGAGAAUACAGCACCAGGAGUCAAGGAUUCAAGAGCUAGAAAGUGACCUAACAAAGCUAGAGGCGGAAUUGAGAGCCCAAGCAGCUGCCCACGAGAUGGCAUCCCACAGGGUCAGGGAAGGAGAUGCACAACUCCAUGCGUCUUAUACUUCUGUACUAAACAAGCUGGGUGAGGCUGAGGCAGAGGUCUGUUCACUCCGUCUUAGAAACAGCCUGCUCUCGAAGGAUCUAGAAUUAGCCCGUGAAAAGGAAAUGCAACUUCAGCAGGAGUUGAACACGGAGAAGAUGGCCAUCAACAGACUGGGUCUUCCUGCUCUUGCGAAGAUAAAUAAUUUGAAUGAAUACUUUGAGCUGCAGCUAAAGGAAAACGUUGAGCUUUGUAAAUCAGUCCUAAGGUUGACAGACAACCGCCAUGCAGCACGUUUGAAAAUUGUUAGUCUGGAGGCCACGAUCACAGAUCUCACUGAACAGUUGGUUAAGGCUAAGACAGCUGCUAACUCAAGCCCAACACCAGAAAGAAUUCUUCGCAAUGAGCGCUCAAUCUGGGAGACAGAACGGACAGCCUUGCAGUCACUUAUCUCACGCAAAGAUGCUGAACUUGUGAGGUUGCGGAGGGAAGCAGAAUCACGACUUAGCAAUCAGAACUUCAGCGCCCCAGCAGAUGACUCGAGGGUUCAGUACAUCUAUGGAAAGUACUUACGAAGCGAGUCAUGGCGCAAGGCACUUGUCUAUCAAAAGAAGUACCUGCUUGUGGUGCUACAGGGCUAUGAAGCUACGGAACAGAAUACCUAUUCUCGCCUCCAUGUGAUGGCUGAGCGAGUGUAUGGUCCAGGGAUUAGCUCUUUGAGAGCGUCUCAGCCGAGGGGGCAGCCAAAUCGUAGCUUUAGGGUGCGUGUGUUGGUAGUGAUAGCUUGUUGCAGAAUGAGAUACUUGGUUCAGAGAUGGAAGAGAAGUAGAAGACUAGGCUCACAAAUUCUCCUCCCUAACCCACCCACAUCGGCAGUUGGGACUCCAGAGCCUACUCAUGGCAGCAGGCCAGACUCAGCAGCAAGUGGACCAGGUCUACCCCUAGGCAUUACAGAGGAGACUAGACCAUCACUAACCCUACACAGAACUUCGGUUGCUGCUGCUUGGGGUGGGAUUACAGGUCACACGCCACCAACCAAAGAGACGACAAACAGCCCUAGUCUACAACACCAAGCAGCAUCAGUAACUCGCAGGAGUCUUUUUCCAGAGCAGGAAUCAUCGAGCCUCGAUGAAUAUAUUGAGCGGCUGGGCAACAUACACUCCAAAUUAGGAUUAACUCCCAGAAAUAAUAAUUAAUUGAGCGAUUGCUAUUCUGUUUGUGUGUAUGUAAGUUGUUACAAUUAUCAUCUUAACUUUCACAAGAUAUCUAUAGCUUUUGUGACCCUGAUUUUGCCUAGUAUAGAUUGCUAUCAAGGUGCAGUGCAUCGUGAUGUGUGCCAUUGAAUAUGCCUCACUGAAAAGAAGGGCUUUAAUGUUCCUUAGAUUUUAUGCCAGAUUAAUUUACUGUUUUUUCUAAUAUUUAGGAAGAAAUAUUUUAUUACCAGAUACUUAUGGAAGUGAUAUACCAAUGAUGUUAAUUUUUGCAGCUUUAUAUGUUAAUUGACUUUUUAAUGCAGACCAUUUAUAAGAAGUGUGGAUGCUUGAGUGAAAGUGUGAGGUGUGAGUUUUGAAGAUUCGACUGGGUGUGAUAUUUUAUUUCCAAAGAGGAUAUGUUUAUGAUAAUAUUACAUAUUUGUUUCUCUUAAUGAUCUGAUUUUUUUUCUUUCUUUUUUUUCUUUUUUUCUUUUGUGAACUAACGCUAAUACAUGUUCCUCGCUAUGUUCCUAGAAAUCAUAUCAUAUAAAUGCAUGAUUCUGUGUAGGACUUACUGCUUAAUAACAGUUCACAAUGUUUAAAUGAGGCACAAACAUUACCUUUGCUCUUGGUGUGAAUGCAAAUUUCUUUCAAUAGUAUGAUGCUAAAAAAAAAAAAGCUUUGUGCCUUUUCAUUCCCACAACUAAAAGGAGGAAUAAAUACAGCUGUUUUCUUUACACAUUUUUAUUGUUUUUUAUUAUGGGAUAUUAGUCAUCACUUUUUGAACACUGUGGAAUGGAAGAUAAUUUAACACAGAUAUUUGCGAAUACCAAAUAUAGAGUUAAUUAAAGGCGUUGGUGUUUACGUAGAUCACAUGUUAUAAGCUUUCAGUAAGCUGAAUAGGGGAAAAUAGUGUUACAUGCUGUUUCCAUAUUUCCAUGCUGAGUGUUCAUUCAUUUUUAUAUGAGAAUAAUAAAAAGUUUUGUGCAA
This is a messenger RNA of Penaeus vannamei (Pacific white shrimp), 9048 nucleotides long. NCBI's taxonomy places the organism in Eukaryota, Metazoa, Arthropoda, Malacostraca, Decapoda, Penaeidae. The record is from RefSeq and is a predicted model, not a curated record.